Molecule: messenger RNA, 2335 nt
Organism: Aricia agestis (brown argus)
Lineage: Eukaryota; Metazoa; Arthropoda; Insecta; Lepidoptera; Lycaenidae
Product: O-acyltransferase like protein-like
Exons: 12
Coding region: 18-2141 (707 amino acids)
Molecular function (GO): acyltransferase activity, transferring groups other than amino-acyl groups
Source: RefSeq, a predicted model, not a curated record
UAGGUUACGUUACAAACAUGGGUUUUUGGUAUUCGAUAGUAUUUUUAAGUGUUUUGUAUAAUUUAAUUCCUCAUUCUCACUGUAAGGGAUAUGCUCGGGCGGAUGCAACAGAUACUUUCGAUACAGAUCUUAUUGAGAAUACCCUUGAUCCAGAGUUGUGUCAAAGACAGUUGGACUAUCUACGCAAUGAGGACACGUUGUUGAGGCUACAACUUUUAGAGUCCGGGAUAAGACUCCCAAGAGGAAUAACAAAAGGUAAUUUUAUGGAUUUUGGAAACUUCCGACAAUGCCUGGCCAUACACAAAGAAGUAGAAGAUAUGACUAUCCAAGGAAAAUUUUGUAUGAUGAGUGUUCCAGUCAACAUUGAAUUACAGAUUCAAAAUGAUUUUACAAACCUCGCGUUUGAUGCUGCUAAAUUAAAUAAAAAUAUUGAAUUUACCGAUCUCAUAAAACAGAUAAAUAAAGAAAGAGAAUUUGUGCUAGAAAGAGAACGAAUGAACAUUUUUAGAAACGGGGUUAAUCGAAACGAGGAUUCCGAAAUCAGUUUUCGUGUUGCUGUAUGUCUACCUUCAGCCUGUACUUUAAAAGAUGCAUUAAGCAAUCCACUUUUCAACAUAAGUGAUGUUGGACUUAAUGUUAAACAAGAAUUCUGUAGACUUCCAAAUGAUAAGCCUUUCGUAGCCGCGGAUUAUGUUGCGUGGGUAAUCUUUUCUUUGCUUGGCUUAAUUACGACCCUAAGUACGAUCUACGAUGUCCGUCACACAUUCAUUUUUAAGAAAGACCCAAAAGAAGCAAAUGAAAUACUAAAUGCAUUUUCUCUGUAUAAAAAUUCUUGUCAAAUCAUUAAAAUUAAUGCAUCCAGACCAGGAACUUUGGACUGUCUCGAUGGUAUUCGGGCCUUAUCCAUUAUUUGGGUCAUCAUUGGGCACACUUUUAUGAUGGCUAGCUAUUAUCCAGCUAAUCCAAUUGACAUGUAUAAUUGGUAUACCUCAUUGGGAGCAAUAUGGAUGAAAACUUCUACGUUAGCGGUGGAUACGUUCUUUAUGCUGAGUGGACUUUUAGUAGUUUAUACUACUACGAAAAAGUUUACUGCAAAACAACUAGCUAAAAACUUGCACUUAUUUUACCUGCAUCGUCUGUUGCGUCUUUUCCCUGUUUUGGCCGCAGUGAUUUUGUUCAAAACUUCGAUAUAUCAUCAUCUUGGAGAUGGUGCGGUAUGGGAAAUGCCAGCUAGAGAUGUGCAAAGUUGCAGAAGUUAUUGGUGGGUCACGCUACUCUACCUGCAAAAUUUCUUAAUACCACAAGGCGGGUGUGUAGGAGAAGCUUGGUACUUGUCGAUCGACGUACAUCUUCACAUAUUAUCACCAAUUGUUCUUCUAUGGGUACUCUCUGGUGCAAAAAGACCAGCAUGGGUAGCUCUAAUUUCAACAUUACUAUUGUCUUUAGUAGGAGCUACAACUUAUGUAUUUGUAAAUGGUAUAAUGUUAGAUUCACCUGAUCAUUAUGCUUAUUACUAUGUGAACAUAUUGACGAGAACUCCACCAUUCUUAAUAGGCAUGAUUUAUGGAUAUCUUUUACAUCUUAGGCGUGAAAACAAGGUGGCGAUACGUAAGCGUUACGGAUACCUCACUACAGUCAUGUCACUCUGCUUACUGGCUUUGAUUUUAUAUUCUGACCAUAUUCAUACACAUGGCGAUGUAACGGAUAAUCUUGAUCAAUUUUUCUUGACUUUCAAAAGGUCUGCUUGGGUUGUGACUGUAGGAUGGAUAAUAUUCGCGUGUGUGAAUGGAUUCGCUGGCCCUAUAAACUGGUUCUUAUCAAUGUCUUUAUGGAAGAUACCAUCUAGAAUAUCAUAUUCAAUGUAUCUAAGUCAUUUGACUCUUAUGUUAGCGUACUAUGGAAGCAUAUUACAACCUACUUACUUCUCAGUAGAAUUGUUUAUGUUUGAUUUCUUCGGAUUCCUCUACUUGACAAUAUUUGUUGCUUUCUUCAUGACAGCUAUCAUUGAUUCUCCAUUUGCUAUUCUGUCCAGAGUAUUACUAGUAGGAGGUGCCAAGAAACAAAACAAGAAAGUAAGAGAACCUGAAAGUAGCUCAGCGCCAGGUAUCACUCAAGAGAAAACAGUACAUGAAAAACUAUAAAGUCGUGCUGUUUGAUAAUGACCUGGUAAUUUGUGAAUUAAUAUUGUGAUGCCAUACUUCUUAUCUUGAAGUAUUACCUAUGUACAUAUUAUAUCUUCUAUGGAGAGGAACAUAAUAAUAUUAUUUUAGUAGGUAAUUUAAUGUACUUACCAUGAUGUACCAUGAUUAUAAUAUCGUUAAUAUUAUUAUCAAUU